Dreissena polymorpha is the source of this 13638-nucleotide messenger RNA. Its product is annotated as xanthine dehydrogenase/oxidase-like. The record is from RefSeq and is a predicted model, not a curated record. The transcript has 33 exons. NCBI's taxonomy places the organism in Eukaryota, Metazoa, Mollusca, Bivalvia, Myida, Dreissenidae. Gene Ontology annotation, molecular function: 2 iron, 2 sulfur cluster binding; iron ion binding; xanthine dehydrogenase activity. Bases 75 to 4085 code for a protein of 1336 amino acids.
UAAACAUCGGUUGUACUGACCCGGUUAGUCUGCCCCAUAUAACUUGUGUAAUUCAAUGAACUUUGAAAGUGAGAAUGUCAACAGAAAGUGAUACCAGAAAAUCAAAUGUGCUGAUUUUCUUUGUAAAUGGCAAAAAGAUCAUUGAAGCAAAUCCAGAGCCAGAAACAACCCUCCUGCAGUAUUUACGACGUAAAUUAUUUUUGACUGGUACAAAAUUAGGAUGUGGAGAGGGAGGUUGCGGGGCCUGUACUGUCAUGGUGUCCAGAUAUGACCGACAGUCUUCACAGAUAUGUCACUACUCGGUGAAUGCCUGCCUGGCCCCUGUGUGCUCCAUGCAUGGUCUGGCUGUCACCACUGUGGAGGGCAUUGGUAGCAUCAAACAUGGGCUGCAUCCUGUACAGGAUCGCCUUGCGAGGUCCCAUGGUUCCCAGUGUGGCUUCUGCACGCCGGGUAUUGUCAUGUCCAUGUACACGCUGCUACGUAACGAGCCUCAACCAUCCAUUGCACAUAUGGAGAAAGCUUUUGAAGGCAACCUGUGUAGAUGCACGGGCUACCGACCCAUCCUGGACGGGUUCCGGACAUUCACAAAGGAAUACUGUCAGAUGGGAGAAAAAUGCUGUCAAAACCAGGCAUAUGUUCAGAAUCAGGAAGAAGGGACCUCCACACGGCUAGUCAACGGUGAGGCUUAUCUACCAGUGGACUCUACACAGGAUCCCAUCUUCCCUUCUGAGCUGCAGACUAGUGAUCGUUGCGACUCAGAAUACCUGGUGUUCCAUGGUGAACGUGUAACCUGGUACCGACCCAACAGCUUGACGGAGUUAUUGGACCUGAAAGCACAGUUCCCAGAUGCCAAAUUAGUUGUGGGCAACACAGAGAUUGGUGUAGAGAUGAAGUUUAAGCACAUGAAGUACCCCGUGAUGAUUGCCCCCACACACGUACCUGAACUGCUGACAGUGGAGCACACAGAACAGGGCAUCCGAUUUGGGGGAGCGGUCACUCUCUCACAAAUUGAUAAUGAACUUAAGUCAGCUAUGGAGAAGUACCCAGACUACAAGACAGGUGUGUUUGCAGCUGUGGUUGAGAUGCUGCGAUGGUUUGCUGGCUACCAGAUAAGGAAUGUUGCGGCAGUUGCUGGGAACAUUAUCACAGCCAGUCCUAUCUCCGACCUGAACCCCCUGUUCCUGGCUUGUGGGGCAAUGCUGCAAGUGCAGAGUAAAGCUAAUGCAAGAAGGGAGGUGAAAAUGGACGAGACUUUUUUUCGUGGUUAUCGUAAGACCGCUAUCAGCCAAGAUGAGAUUCUGCUGAACAUCCUGUUGCCAUUCACAACGAAGAAUGAGUAUUUCUGUGGCUACAAGCAAGCCUAUCGUAGGGAGGAUGACAUUGCGACCGUGAACGCAGGAAUGAGGGUGGUAUUUGAGGGCAAUACUAAUGUUGUAAAGGAAUUCACGCUGGCCUAUGGAGGAAUGGCAGUAGUCACGGUGAUGCCAACCAAGACAAUGGCCAGUGUUGUAGGCAGGAGCUGGGAUGACAGUCUAGUGUCCGAUGUAUGUGGCAGCCUUGCAGAUGAGCUGCCCCUCAGCCCUGGGGCCCCAGGGGGUAUGGCAGAGUACAGACGAUCACUCACUCUGAGCUUUUUUUUCAAAUUCUACCUUACAGUGUUGCAACAACUUCAAGCAAAGCACGUCCCCUUAAAGAGUAAGGUGCCCUCGUAUUUCCAAAGUGCCACGCCCACUUUCCAUCGUGACCCGUCAAAGAGCUCCCAGGUGUACCAGGAAGUGGCCCCAGGGCAGCUAGAGCAGGACCCCGUUGGAAGGCCCAUCGGUCAUCUGUCGGGUCAGAAACAGGUGUCUGGUGAAGCCGUGUACAUCGAUGAUAUUCCAAAAUUACACAAUGAACUGUACCUGGCCUUCGUUACCAGCAGCAAGGCUCAUGCCAGAAUCCUCAGCGUGGACCCUUCUGAGGCCCUUGCCAUGCCUGGGGUGGUAGAUUAUGUCAGUCACAAAGACGUACCGGGGCACAAUAAAUGGGGGGCAGUGUUCCCCGAUGAUGAGGAAAUCUUUGCUUCGUCUGAGGUGCUGUGUCAAGGGCAAAUUAUUGGUGCAAUCCUUGCAGAAGACCAGGUCCAUGCUCAGAGAGCUGCCAAAUGUGUGAAGGUUGAAUAUGAGGAGCUUGAGCCAAUUAUCACCAUCAAGGAUGCAAUCAAGGCGGGAUCCUUCUACCUGGCACCAAAGUUGCUCAGCUGUGGUGACGUGGACACUGCGUUUGACCAGGCAGAUCACGUGAUAGAGGGAGAGAGUCACAUGGGCGGGCAGGAGCAUUUCUAUCUGGAGACCCACGCCACCCUCGCAGUACCCUGUGGGGAGGAUGGGGAGAUGGAGCUGUUUGUGUCCACACAGAACGCAUCUGAGACACAACACGUUACAGCUGAGGCACUAGGACUGCCUGCCAACAGAAUUGUUGUUCGCGUGAAGCGGCUGGGUGGGGGAUUUGGAGGAAAGGAGACCAGAAGUGUUGUCUUCUCAACACCCUGUGCUGUGGCCGCUCACAAACAUGGUCGUCCAGUCCGGGUGAUGUUGGACCGUGAUGAAGACAUGGUCAUGUCUGGUGGCAGACACCCAUUCUUUGCCAAAUACAAGGUCGGGUUUAUGAAAACUGGAAAGAUAGUAGCAGCCGAUGUGCACUUAUAUAGCAACGCUGGCAUGUCCAUAGACCUGUCGUCUGCAGUCAUGGAUCGAGCCAUGUUCCACAUUGACAACGCCUACAAGAUUCCCAACCUGCGUGUGCGCGGCUAUGUAUGCCGCACUCACACGGCCUCCAACACGGCAUUCAGGGGCUUUGGUGGCCCCCAGGGCAUGAUGAUGACUGAACAGUUUGUCAGCGAUGUAGCUGUCACGCUGGGAAUGCACCCUAGUGAGGUAAGGGAGCUAAAUCUGUACCAAGAAGGGGACAGAACUCACUAUGGCCAGGAGCUGAAGCCAUGUUUCAUCCGCAAGUGUUUUGAUGAAGUCGUCAGACUAAGCGGUUUCCACAGACGAAAGAAGGAUGUGGAUAUAUUUAACAGUGAGAACCGCUGGAAGAAGCGUGGUAUCACUGUUGUUCCAACAAAAUAUGGGAUUUCAUACACGGCUCUACAUCUUAAUCAGGCUGGAGCGCUGGUGCACAUCUACCAGGACGGGUCCGUGUUGCUGACCCACGGGGGCGUAGAGAUGGGACAGGGGCUCCACACCAAGAUGAUCCAGGUGGCAAGCAGGGCUCUGAAGAUCCCAGCAGAGAAGAUUCACAUCAGUGAGACGGCAACCAAUACUGUGCCCAACACGUCACCCACAGCGGCCAGCGCUAGCUCCGAUCUCAAUGGAAUGGCUAUUGUCAAUGCGUGCCAGAUGUUACUGGAGCGGUUGGAGCCGGUCAUGCAAGAGAAUCCAAAAGGAUCAUGGGAAGACUGGGUGAAAGCUGCAUACUUCAAGAGGAUCAGUCUCUCCACCACGGGAUUCUACAAGACACCAGGUAUUGGGUUCGACUUCAAGACGGGGACUGGCAAGCCGUUUAACUACUUCUCGAAUGGAGCUGCCUGCUCUGAGGUUGAGAUAGACUGCCUUACAGGGGACCAUCUGGUUUUGCGGACAGACAUAGUGAUGGACGUUGGUACAAGCUUGAACCCUGCCAUUGAUAUUGGUCAGAUAGAAGGAGCAUUUAUGCAGGGUUACGGCCUCAUGAUGAUGGAGCAGGUCAAGACCUCACCCAGUGGCAUGAUGUUUACACGGGGCCCGGGAAACUACAAGAUUCCGGGCUUCGGGGACAUACCUGUCGAGUUCAACGUCACACUGCUCAAGGGAAGUGUCAACGAGAGGGCAGUGUACUCAUCCAAAGCAAUAGGCGAGCCUCCACUGUUCCUGUCGGCGUCAGUGUUCUUUGCUGUUAAGGAGGCAAUAAUGGCAGCCAGGGAGGAUGCUGGUCACCAUGGCAACUUCAGACUGGACAGCCCGGCAACUCCUGAAUGUAUACGAAUGGCCUGUGAGGACCAGUUUACACAGCAUUUUCCAAAGCCAGCUGAAGGGACUUACCAGCCAUGGUUUGUUGACCUCUAAUGUAGAAAGCAGAUUCUAAAAAAAUAAAAAAUAAAGGGCUAAUUAUGUUUCAUAAAAAGAAAUCAAUAUUGUUCGUGAAAAGUAUGAGCUUUAUAAUCAAAUUUUUUGAACUUGCUCAUACAAAAAUCAGGAACAUAAAAUUGUGUGUCACCAGUAUUCCCAAAUGUGUACUUCUAUCAGAUUUUCGUGUUUAUACAUUUGUUUUGAUGUUUUCAUGGCUGUGAUAUUAAUAGUUUCUGUUACCGAAAAUAAGUUGUGUAAUCCCAAGUAAAUAGAUUUUGCAUACGAUUUUGUUUUCAGAACUUAAAAAUAUUACAGUGGUGCUCUUUUUAGUCGAACAUUAUUUUUUUUGCGAGAUGUAUAUAUGUGUCAUCCGGUGUGUAAUUUUUGAUGUGAUUAUUCAAAAUACCAAAGGCUUAUCGUAGUGCGAUGGUUGUUUUUAAAUGUUUUCUUUGUUUUCAAAUUAAUUUUUCUUGUUGAUCAAUCAUUUUAUCGUUUUUAGCUCCACUGGCCAAAGGCCAGCGGGGCUUAUGUCAUGGUCCUGUGUCCGUCGUGUGUGCGUCAGUGCGUCCGUGCGUUAACUUUUUCUUUGAACAUCUUCUUCUCCUAAACUACUGGUCCAAUUCUGAUAAAAUUUCUCAGGAAUGUUCAUGUGGUGAACCUCUUUCAAAUUUGUUCAAAUUAUGCCCCUGGGAUCAAAUUUGACCCUGCCCCUGGGGGUCAAAAAAUUGAAAAUUUGCUUAUAUAAGGCCUAUUUUGUGCAAACUUUAUAAAUCUUCUUGUCCAUAACCAUUGGGCCUUAGGGCUACCAAAUUUAGUAUGUAGUGACAUCUUAUAGUCCUCAGUACCAAUUUUGUUCAAAUUAUGCCCCUGGGGUCAAAUUUGACCCUGCCCCGGGGGGUCAAAAAAUUGAAAAUUUGCUUAUAUAAGGCCUAUUUUGUGCAAACUUUAAAAAUCUUCUUGUCUAUAACCACUGGGCCUAGGGCUACCAAGUUUGGUAUGUAGUGACAUUGUAUAGUCCUCUACCAGGUUUGUUCAAAUUAUGCCCCUGGGGUUAAAUUUGACCCUGCCCCGAGGGGUCAACAAAUUGAAAAUUUUCUUAUAUAAGGCCUAUUUUGUGAAAACUUUCAAAAUCUUUUUGUCCAUAAGCAUUGGGCCUAGGGCUACCAAAUUUGCUAUGUAGUGACAUCUUAUAGUCCUCUACCAAGUUUGUUCAAAUUAUGCCCCUGGGGUUAAAUUUGACCCUGCCCCGGGGGUUAAAAAAUUGAAAAUUUGCUUAUAUAAGGCCUAUUUUGUGCAAACUUUAAAAAUCUUCUUGUCCAUAACCAUUGGGCCUAGGGCUACCAAAUUUGCUAUGUAGUGACAUCUUAUAGUCCUCUACCAAGUUUGUUCAAAUUAUGCCCCUGGGGUCAAAUUUGACCCUGCCCCGGGGGGAUAAAAAAUUGAAAAUUUGCUUAUAUAAGGCCUAUUUUGUGCAAACUUUAAAAAUCUUCUUGUCCAUAACCAUUGGGCCUAGGGCUACCAAAUUUGCUAUGUAGUGACAUCUUAUAGUCCUCUACCAAGUUUGUUCAAAUUAUGCCCCUGGGGUCAAAUUAGACCCUGCCCCAGGGGGUUAAAAAAUUGAAAAUUUGCUUAUAUAAGGCCUUUUUUGUGCAAACUUUAAAAAUCUUCUUGUCCAUAACCAUUGGGCCUAGGGCUACCAAAUUUGCUAUGUAGUGACUUCUUAUAGUCCUCUACCAAGUUUGUUCAAAUUAUGCCCCUGGGGUCAAAUUUGACCCUGCCCCAGGGGGUCAAAUAAUAGAAAAUUUGCUUAUAUAAGGCCUAUUUUGUGAAAACUUUAAAAAUCUUUACGUCCAUAACCAUUGGGCCAAUGGCUACCAAAUUUGGUAUGUAGUGACAUCUAAUAGUCCUCUACCAAGUUUGUACAAAUUAUGCCCCUGGGGUCAAAUUUGACCCUGCCCUGGGGGGUCAAAAUAUCGAAAAUUUGCUUUUAUAAGGCCUAAUUUGUGUAAACUCUUAAAAUCUUCUUGUCCAUAACCGUAUGGCAUAGGGCUACCAAAUUUGGUAUGUAAUGACAUCUUUUAGUCCUCUACCAAGUUUGUUCAAAUUAAGCCCCUGGGAUCAAAUUUCACCGUUCCCCAGGGGUCACAUAAUUGAACAUAUGCUUUUAUUUGGCCCAUUUUGUGCAAACUAUAAAAAUCUUCUUGUCCAUAACCAUUGGGCCUAUUUCUACCAAAUUCGGUAGGUAGUGACAUAUAAUAGUUCUCUACUUAGUUUGUUCAAAUUAUGCCCCUGGGAACAAAUGUGACCUUGCCCCAGGUGUCACAAAAAUGAACAUAUGCUUAAAUAAGGCCUAUUGUGUGCAAACUUUAAAAAUCUUCUUGUUCUUAAUAUAGAGCCUAGUGCUGCUAAAUUUGGAAUGUAGUGAUAUCUAAUAGUCCUCUAAGAAAUUUGUUCAAAUUAUUCCCCUGGGCUCAAAUUUGACCCGGCCCCGGGGUCACAAAACUGAACAUAUGACGUUUACCAGUGGAGAUUACUACGGCCGUUUGGCUGUGACCAACAACAACAUCAACAUCUCGUAAACAUGAGAUAAAACCCUGUCAUUUAGUGCCAUUUUAGGUCAGAUGGUGACUGCUUACAAAGGCAUUGAAGUAAGAACAUGUGUUAUGAAUGUUUUUCUUACAAACUGAAAAAAGUCGGGUUUUAUUUAAAUAUGUCGAAAGUGACCAUAUAUCCGGAUGAAAAUAUUUUGGAUGACAUGUUAAUUUCAUGUCUUUUUUGUAGUGUUUAAACCAGUUUAAUAAUAUAUUAUUGAUUUUAAAAACACAACGUCCAUGAACAUAAUUAUUUCAAGAAAAGUCAAUAUAUGAUACUGCACGGUAAACUCAAACUUUGUAUCCAAGAGAAGGUGUUGAAAUUAAUAAAGUGCAAUGUUCUUAACAUCGUAUACGCUGCUUUUUAAUAACUAAUGAUUCAUUGUUCCAUUUGUGAAUCGUGACUCAUGAAUUGUGGAUAUGAUUGUCAAUUGCUCAACAAUCCAUAUAUAUUUCUGACCAUUUUAUAAUUUUCUUAAUAUAAGUUAUGAAUUUAUCUUAGAAGUAAAAUGUAUUACUUAAUUAAAUACAUUUAUAAAUAUAAAGAAAAAAUCUUUAGAUUAUCAUAAUAUUCUCAGUCCUGUUGGUCUUAGGGAUGUGUGGGUUGAUGAGCAAUUUCUCCUUUUAUCACAAUUAUUUCUACCUUACCGGAUCAUUUCCUUCAUAUUCCAUUUUAAUUUAAUUGACGUCUGCAACCUCUUUCAAAUUGGGAAAGUCCAAAAUGUGUCGUUUGGUAAAGGGUUAAGGCAUUUUGAUUCCUAUGGGUUUUGUGAAUCUGUUUCAAAUCAAAUGCGUUGAUUUGAUCUUCAGCAUCUAAAAAUAUGUGAAAUAGACAGAACGACAAUAUCUUUUGGAGAGAUAAAUGUACCUACGUUAUAAGCAAAGGACCUGUGCAACAAUUCCCGGGCUUUUAAGUAUGUUUAGUUAACACGGUAGUAACUUUUUCCAUAUAUAAAAAUGCUCACCCUUCCAACUGUACACGCAAUGGGACGAGGGAUAAAAAGAGAAAGUUACAUGCUUGAGUACAUUUCAACCCAUGCGCAUUGCACGUUUUUUUUGCAAAGAAAAAACAGUGGAGCGAUACAGGGCCAUCAUGGCCCUCUUGUUGUUUUUAUGUUAUCUGUAAGAUCUUUAUGGAACAUAUGCAUUUCAAGGUGCAGAAUUGAUAUGCUUUAUUUAUGUAAAAUGUUCUACUCAUUUAUUGAUUUAUUGAUGUGUUCAGCUAUGUGGAAUUUAUUUAUCGCAAGCAUUUCUACUUUUUUAUAAGAAAUUUUCAUGCAAACCAAAGACCUUUUAAAUAGGCCAUUUUUGUACAUUAAAAAAACAAGUUUGAUGAUUAUUUUUUCUGGCACUGUAUACUUCCAAUUUGUUUAAAUGUAUUAUGGUUGUAUAUAUUUUCAGUUGAUAAUAUUUUUUAGUAUAACUAUGUUACAGUAUUAUAAUUUUAAGCUCACCUGAGCCCAAUGUACUCAUGUUGAGCUUGUUUGAUUGCUUUUUGUCGACCGUCAUGCAUUUUGCAGCGUCAACAUUUGCCGUGUUAACACUAUAGAGGCCACAUUUAUUGUCCAAUCUUCAUGAAAUUUUGCCAGAAGAUUCCUCGCAACGGUAUCUUAGACGAGUUAAAAAAUGGUUACGGUUGCUUGAAAAACAUGGCCGCCAGGCCAGGGCAUUUUUCCUAAUAUGGCUAUAGAAAAACCUUGUUUACACUCUAGAGGCCACAUUUAUUGUCUGAUCUUCAUGAAACUUAAUCAGAAAAUUUGUUCAAAUGAUAUCUUGGACGAGUUUGAAAAUGAUAACGGUUGGUUGAAAAACAUUGCCCCCAGGGGGCAGGGCAUUUUUCCUUGUAUGGCUAUAGUAAAACAUUGUUAACACUCUAGAGAUCACAUUUAUUGUCGGACCAUCAUGGAACUUGGUCAGAAGAUUUGUCCCAAUUAUAUCUUGGAUGAGUUCGAAAAUGGUUCUAGUUGGUUGAAAAACAUGUCCGACAGGGGGCGGGACAUUUUUCCUUUUAUUGCUAUAUAUGGCUCUAGUAAAAUGCUAUAUAUGGCUCUAGUAAAACCUUGUUAACACUAUUGAAGCCACAUUAAUCAUCCAAUCUUCAUGAAACUUAGUCACAAGAUUUGUCCCAAUGAUAUCUUGGAAGAGUUCAAAAUGGUUCCUGUGGGUUGAAAAACAAUUGGGCUCACCUGAGUACAAUUUGCUCAUGGUGAGCUUUUGUGAUCGCCUUUUGUCUGUUGUGCGUCGUGCGGCAUCAACAUUGGCCUUGUUGACACUCUAGAGGCAACAUUUAUUGUCCAAUCUUCAUGAAAUUUGGUCAGAAGAUUGGUCUAAAUGAUAUCUUGGAUGGGUUCCAAAAUGGUUACGUUUGCUUGAAAAACAUGGCUGCCAAGGGGCAGGGAAGUUUUCCUUAUAUGGCUUUAUAUGGCGAUAGUAAAACCUUGUUAACACUCUAGAAGCCACAUUUAUUAUCUGAUCUUCAUGAAACUUGGUCAGAAGAUUCCCAAUAAUAUCUUGGACGAGUUCGAAAAUGAUGCCAGUUGGUUGAAAAAUAUGGCCGCCAGGGUGCCUUAUAUGGCUAUAGUAAAAACUUGUUAACACUCUAAAAGUCGCAUUCAUUGUCCAAUCUUCACGAAACUUGGUCAGAACAUUUGUUCUAAUGAUAUCUUGAACGAGUUCGAAAAUGGUUCAGGUUUCUUAAAAAACAUGGCCUCAACGGGGCGGGCAUUUUUCCUUAUAUGGCUAUAUAUUACUUUAGUAAAAUCUUGACUCUAGAGAUCACAUUUAUUGUCUGAUCUUAAUAAAACUUGGUCAGAAGAUUUUUCCCAAUGAUAUCUUUGACGAGUUUAAAAAUAGUGCUGGUUGGUUAAAAAAAUGGCCACCAGGGGGGCGGGGCAUUUUUCCAUAUAUGGCUAUAGUAAAAACUUGUUAACAUUCUAAAAGUCAAAUUUAUUGUCCAAUAAAUUUAUCUUCAUAACACUUGGUCAGAACAUUUGUUUUAAUGCUAUCUUGGAUCAGUUAAAAAAUAGUUCCUGUCUGUUUAAACACAUAGCUGCCAGUGUUCGGGGAAUUUUCCUAAUAUUGCUAUAGUAAAACCUUAUUAGCACUCUAAAAGUUACAUUUAUUGUUCACUCUGCAUGAAACCUGGUCAGAACAUCUGUUCUAAUGAUAUCUUGGGGCUGCACUUAGCAGGUCAGUUACUUUGUAUCAGAGGUAAACGACUUUGGGCCUUUCAGUCUCUCUUGUUUUGUUUCUGAUUAAAAAAGAGUCCGCUUCAUUCAUUCCAUGUUUAAAUGUUGUGAUAUGGUUCUUAAUGCAGUUUAUGUAUAUACACAUAUAAUUAUAUACCAUAUUGAGCUUUGACUUAAAGGCCCUAUAAUGGUGACAAUCCGUAAUUAUUUACCGAUUUUUUAUGCUCCCCCAAAUAAAGUUUCGGCGGAGCAUAUAGUUGCCAGUUUGUCCUUCCUUCCUUACUUCCUUACUUCCGUCACACUUUUGUUACAGUUUCUCAUAGCACCUUCAAUACUUAACCGAUCUCUUUCAUAUUUGGCAUGUAGGUACCUUGCAUGGACCUCUACCUUAUGAUGAGGUUUGAGGUCACUGGGGUCAAGGUCAAGGUCACUGAGGCUAAUAAUAUAUUUUUCCGUCACUCUUUUGUUUAAGGUGGCUAUUAACACAUAGAUUGCAAAGCGCAUCAUCGGGGAGCAUACAUCAGUUUCACUGAUAUUCUUGUUAAAUAUUGUUUUCAUAUUUUAUUUAUAAAGUUUAUCAAAAAACAAUAUAUAUAUAUAUGAUAUUUGACAUUACCAUAAACAAUGAGCAAUACAACUUGUUUUGAGCUCAAAAUACAGUUUCCUCAAAGUCAAUUGUGUUUACAAACAAUCAGUUUAUUUACAUCGCUGUUUAUUCGGGAAAGUGAAAGCGAAAGUGACUCAGGUAACCAAAAAUAUAUCGUUGAUUUUCAACGCUUUCCGGUAUCACUCACAAGUAGGUCUCUUCUAAAUGGUUAAAACGUUUGUAGUGAUCUAAUAAGUUACUUUCUGCUGGCAAAAAGUUGUUUUAAAUAGAAUAAAAAUUGAAUUAUCUUUCGGCUAUUUUUAGCAUACGUCACCUCUUUGAGGUUAUACAUCACGUUAGUUGCAAAGUUGUAAACAUUUCUUCCAAUUAUGAAACGGGUAUAUCUUCCAUAAUUCUUGACAACGUUGCACAUAAGCUGUGUUAUUAGCAUUUUUUAUGCAAGAGUAACUGAAAUCUGGUAACAAUUAGACCAGUUUAUAUGCAUGAUAAUUGGAUUUGUCAACUUUAUAGGGCCUUUAAGACUGUACCCCUAAAAAAUGUCGGUUUUGUCCAACAUUUUCUCAAUAUUGGAUCACAUUGACAUAGCGAAGAUCCACAGCAAAAGCUCAGUAGGAGAUUUUUAGAACCACUUGUGUAAGUGGCAGUAAUUAUGUGAAAUAAUUAAACCUGUGGCUCGUAUGUUUUCAAAAUAAUCAUGUUUCAGUGACAUGCAUUCUUGGCUUUAUAUCAAAUUGUGCAUCAUAUUGUCAAACAUGAUAUCUAAGUGUGAAUAACAUGUGAAGUAGGUAGAGUGCUUCCAUUAUCUCAUCUUUUUGCUUUAUAUAUCAACCAUGUGUUAUAUUGUGUGGAAUCCAAUGUGGACAAUCAUGUCUUGAGACCACAUUUUAUGUAACCGUAGUGUUAUCUUAUAUAUUGCUUGGUAUUAAGUAUGUAAAUUUAUUGUUAAGUGUUUUUAUAUCUGUUUGAGCAUACCUGGGUAUACAUGUCUUUAUUUUGGAAAUUCACAUUUUUGGGUAAGUCAGCAAGGGUUUAGAAGUCAUCAUGGUCUGUGAUAUUUUUAAUUGACUUAUGUGGUAAUUAUAAAUAAUUACUAGUUUUAAACCUUUAUUUAAUCUAAAAUUCAAGUAUAUGCAUUUGCAUGUGCAAACAAUAUGUUUGUUGUGGCGUAGUGAAUAUGAUGACUGCCUAUCAACUGGGUGGUCACAAGUUAGAUACCCGCUAUGGGAGCAGUCUUUAAAUCUCCCCCAUAGACACUUAGUAUUUGAUCCAGUUCCAGGAAACGGACAUGAUAGUGUUUCAAAUAAGCCUUAGUAUUUCUAUGCAAUGGAGCUAAAAUAAAUAGGUUUUAAAUUAAAUUGCAGGUAAAUAAUUUAUAAUAUGGGUAUUAAUAUAGUUUUGCAUCAGUAGCAAAAUCCUGCACUAUUUUUUUUAUAAACAUCAACAUUGUUUCUGAUUCAAGGUAAUUCUGUCUAAUAUUGGUCGAAGAUCCCAUUAAAGAGUAUGUGUAUUUUAAAAUGGAAGUCUGUUUUCCACAAUGUGAAAUUAAUAAUAUUUUAAGAAAUGUAGCCUUUUGACAUGUAAACUGUUUGCCACUAAAUUGAAUAACAUAUGCGGAUUCUAUUUAAUCAGAUGAAUUCCAAUAUAUUUUAUUCUAUGCUUUUUGUGGUAAAUAUGGAGAUAAAAAAUAUCUGAUCUAAAAAAGAGAAAAUUCAGUGUUUUAAACUUGUAUAAUAAUUACAGUGAAAAUAACUGCUAAUUUCCUCUUUUUCACUGUGAACUGACGUCGUUUUUUUGAUGUCAUAAUGUCAUUAUUUCAGCAAAAAAGGUCUUUAUACAUAUCUGGUAACAUUAUGCAAGUAUUUAAUGUUUUGACUUUUAUGGUACUAUUUGGAUACCCCACGUUCAUAUUCAACAGAAGCAGAACUAUUACAUGUACAUUUUUAUUGUCAAACACAUUUUGUUAUUCAUAAUUCAAACAUCUAUGCAAAUGAGUGUGCACUGAAUUUUUUCUCUAUUGAUGGUUGUUUUUUGUUUGCUGUGUAUUUUAAGUUUCAUUUGGUUAAUUUAUUAUAGAUGGAUUAUAUAAUGGUGUAUGCAGGGCUUAAAAGAAUUUCAUUGUUAGAAUAGAAAACAUUAUUAACCAUGUAAUCAUACUCAUUUAACCAGGCAAUAUUUUUCUUGCUAGUGUUAUAGUUUUUUUUCUAGUAUUUAAAUGAUAUGGAAUUAAAGAAAGGUUGUUCAUAACGAUAACGAGUUAUUGCUUCUUGUACUUUUUCCAGUGAAAUUAUGUGAAAGCUUUUAUACAGGAUUCAUUAUGUUGCUGGGUGUUUAGUUCACCUGAGAAUGAAGUGCUCAAGAUAAGAUAUGUAGAUAAUCAUUUGUUCAACGUAUGGUGUUCUUUGUAAAUGUUCAGCUAGUUAUUGUUAUAGUGGCAACAUUUUUCAUCAUAUAUUGCUGAAAUGUUGUCAAAAUGUUUAAUCUGUACAACAGCUAGAACUAUUUUUAUCUGUGGUGUGUGCGUCUAAAAAUUAGAUCACAUGGUUACCUCUUUAGAGGCCCCAUUAUGACUCAAUCUUGUGAAAACAAGAACAAAUCUAAUUCCUAAGCAUCCACAAUCUGCAUAUCUACAUCCCCAUGUGAAAUCUUAGAAAUUCCGUCGAACGACCCUAGAGGCUUUAUGUUUGACUUAAGCAGAAUGUUUAUCUUUACAAGAUACCAAGGUCUAGUUCGAAUUUGUGUCAUAUACGUCCAAAAAAUAGUUAACAAUAUUAAAUCAUAGAAAAACCUUGCUCCUCUCUGAAGGCCAGAUUUAUGACUUAUUAUUGAUGAAACUUGAUCAGACUGUUUAUAUUGACAGUAUGAAGGCCAUGUUUGAAUCUGGGUCAAGUGGGGCCAUUAAUAAGAUCCACAUGUCGAGUCCUUAACAACUGGCGUCCUUGAAAUUGUGUAAGCGUUUAUGGGAAAUCAUGGCUCACAUGUUUUAUUUCAUAUCUUACAAUUAUAAAUUAUGAAAACAAUUUAUGCAGAUAAUGAAGGCUGACACGAGAUUGAUGUAACCAGGACCCGUGUACUCAAGAAACAUCAUGGAAAUAACAUUAGGCAAUGUAUUCAAGUCAUAGUACAUAGACUACAUAAUUUUGAAUAAAGGUUUGACAUAUGCUAAA